Molecule: messenger RNA, 1001 nt
Organism: Balaenoptera musculus (blue whale)
Lineage: Eukaryota; Metazoa; Chordata; Mammalia; Artiodactyla; Balaenopteridae
Product: RNA-binding protein with serine-rich domain 1-like
Biological process (GO): mRNA splicing, via spliceosome
Cellular component (GO): cytoplasm; nucleoplasm; ASAP complex
Molecular function (GO): RNA binding
Source: RefSeq, a predicted model, not a curated record
UUGCUGCACUUUGGCGUAAAUUGCAAUCGAUUAGGGAUCGUUUCUCAGACUCAAGUUAGAAGUGAGAGUUCAGAUAAGUGAGGCUGCCACUGCUGCUUUGAACACCUCAGAAGGGGAGAAUGCAUUUAUCAGGAGUGAAAAAGAAGAGCUUGCUAGGAGUCAAAGAAAAUAAUAAAAAGUCCAGCACUAGGGCUCCUUCUCCUACCAAACGCAAAGACCGCUCUGACGAGAAGUCCAAGGAUCGCUCUAAAGAUAAGGGGGCCACUAAGAAGUCAAGCGAGAAGGAUCUUGGCAGGGAUAAAACGCGAAAGAGGCGCAGCGCUUCCAGUGGUAGCAGCAGCACCAGGUCUCGGUCCAGCUCGACCUCCAGCUUGGGCUCCAGCACCAGCACGGGCUCCAGCAGCGGCUCCAGCUCAUCUUCAGCAUCGAGCCGCUCAGGAAGUUCCAGCACAUCCUGCAGCUCCAGCUCUGGCAGCUCCCCUGGCUCUCCGAGUCCUUCUCGGCGCAGGCAGGACAGCAGGCGGCGUUCCCACUCCAAAUCCAAACCACCCAAAAGAGGUGAAAAGGAAAGGAAAAGGCAGAGCCCUUCCCCGAAACACACCAAAGUGCACAUUGGAAGGCUCACCAGGAAUGUGACCAAGGAUCAUAUCAUGGAGAUAUUCUCCACCUAUGGGAAAAUUAAAAUGAUUGACGUGCCUGUAGAAAGGAUGCACCCGCAUCUGUCUAAAGGCUACGCAUAUGUGGAGUUUGAGAAUCCAGAUGAGGCCAAGAAGGCGCCGAAGCACAUGGACGGAGGACACGUGGAUGGCCAGGAGAUCACCGCCACUGCUGUGCUGGCCCCCUGGCCUCGGCCACCACCACCCCCCCCCCCCGGCGAUUCAGGUCCCCCGGCCGCCGCAGCCACAGGAGCCUCUCCAGUUCCAACUCCUCCCGAUAAGCAGGGCCACCGAAGCCCUGCUGUGACUUGCAUCCCAUCCAACUCACUUUUGUCACUUUUCUAG